Messenger RNA from Dichotomopilus funicola, 1317 nucleotides. Its product is annotated as major facilitator superfamily domain-containing protein. Bases 1 to 1317 code for a protein of 438 amino acids. The record is from RefSeq and is a predicted model, not a curated record. Gene Ontology annotation, molecular function: transmembrane transporter activity. NCBI's taxonomy places the organism in Eukaryota, Fungi, Ascomycota, Sordariomycetes, Sordariales, Chaetomiaceae. Gene Ontology annotation, biological process: transmembrane transport. Gene Ontology annotation, cellular component: membrane. The transcript is spliced from 2 exons.
AUGGCCUCAUCCGACACCGAGAAACACUCCGCGUCUAGUUCAGGGCUUGACACGUCCGGAAAUACAGCGCAGACGAAGGAUGCCGUACCGGCAGAUGCGCCAGCCAAACCCUCCGACCAGCCGCCGGCGCCGCCCGACGGAGGCUUGCUUGCUUGGCUCCAGGUCUUGGGCUCCUUCUUUCUGUUCAUGAACUCUUGGGGCCUUGUCAACACUUACGGGGUUUAUCAAACAUAUUAUGAACUUGAUCUCUUGCGCGACAAGACGCCCUCCCAGAUCUCGUGGGUGGGCUCUUUGCAAGCAUGCCUGCUCCUUGUCAUCGGCGUCGCCACCGGGCCAUUAUUCGACCUCGGUUACUUCAACCUCCUCCUCUGGACGGGUUCUUUCCUCGUGGUCUUCGGCAUGAUGAUGACGAGCCUCUGCACGCAGUACUGGCAGGUGAUGCUCGCGCAGGGGCUGGUCGUCGGACUCGGCUUCGGCUGCCUGUUUGUGCCGAGUGUGGCUAUUGUGUCGACCUAUUUCACCAGUAAAAAGUCCUUCGCCACGGGUGUCGCGGCCGCCGGCAGCAGUCUUGGCGGUGUCAUCUACACCAUCACCUUCUCCCGCCUACAGCCCCGCAUCGGCUUCCCCUGGGCCACCCGCGUCGUGGGGUUUCUCGCCCUCGCCGGGCUGUGCGUCUCCUGCGCCGUCAUGCGCGUACGCGUCCUGCCGAAAUCGGUUCGGAGGCUGCUCGAGCCGCGCGCCUUCCUCGAGGUCCCUUACACCAUGUUCACUAUCGGCCAGUUUGUUGGUACCAUGGGAAUGUGGGUGCCAUUCUACUACGUCAACAGCUACGCCAUCGCCAUGGGGGUCGACUCCACCCUCGCAUUCUACCUGGUGACCAUCCUCAACGCAACGUCCAUCCUCGGCCGACUAGUGCCAAACUACUUCGCGGACAAGACCGGCCCACUGAACAUCAUGGCACCCGCUGCAGCGUGCUCAGCCGUCCUGGCGUUUGCCUGGAUCGGGAUCAAAUCCACAGCGGGCCUGAUCGUCUUCUGCGUCCUCUACGGCUUCACCUCGGGCUCGUUCGUAUCGCUGCCCGCCCCGACCGUCGUUACGCUCUCUCCGAGUCUGAAUGUGCUGGGUGCCCGCAUGGGUAUGAGCUUCUCGCUAGCCGGAAUUGGCAUUCUGAUUGGCAAUCCCAUCGGCGGUGCUAUUCUGAACAGCAGCGGGUGGGUCGGCGUGCAAUGUUGGGCCGGUGCUACCAUCGCUGCUGCUGCUGCGGCGAGCUUGGUUGCCCGAUUCGCCAAGAAUCCCGCGGUGCUCGGCAAGGCGUGA